AUGGGAACAAAGACAGAGAGCAGGAAACCAGUGGCUCUGUUCAUGGCUUUUGGUACCAAAGGCGAUGUUUACCCUAUCUCUGCCAUUGCCGCUGCUUUUGCUGGUGAUCAGAAACAAUACCAUGUGGUUCUAGUAACACAUUCAGCACAUGAGGAAGGGUGGAGCCUUGCAGAACUUUUUCGUAUCCGUUGUGUGGUUGCUGCUCCUUAUGUUGUUCCAUACAGUGCACCUUCCUCAUUUGAGAAUCACUUUAGAAGAGAGCAUCCCCUUUUGUAUAGAUAUCUUCAAGAAGCUGACAGUAACCAGGUUUAUGAUGUGCAGCUUAUGUACGAACUUUUUAACCUUGUUAUGAACAUAGGUAUGGAUUUAGCAAAGAAAUUGUUGAAUGUCCAGAACAUCAAUGAUGAUCUUUCCUUGAACUGUGUUUCGCGUUUCCUUUGCAGCAUGGGCUUCUUGAGGAACCCUCAAAUAUUUCUUCGGGUAAUUCAAGCUGUCUUGGAGAUCACAAAAUUCAGAUUCAUCCUCUUUACUGCUAGCUAUGAACCUUUGGAUGAAGCUGUCCAGGCUAUUGCCACUGAAGCAUUACAUCUAAAUAAAAGACAGUACCUUGAAGAGGGAAUCUGUCUCUUUGAUGGCCGCCUCUUCUGCUUUCCUGGUAUGGUACCUUACAAAUGGUUAUUUCCGAGAUGUGCAGCUGCAAUUCAUCACGGGGGCAGUGGAUCCACUGCUGCAGCACUACAUGCAGGAAUCCCACAGUGUGCUGUUUGGGUUAGGUUUUAUUGGGCUGAGAAGAUGUAUUGGAUUGGAGUUUCCCCAGAACCAUUAAACAGAAGCCAUUUGAUUCCAGACAAACUAGACAAUGUUAGCAUCAGAAUGGCUGCAAAUGUUCUAUCAAGGGCCAUAAACAAUGCCCUGUCUCCAAAAGUCAAAGCACGUGCUUUAGAAAUUGCAGAGAGAAUAUCUCUUGAGUGCAAGUGUAGAAUUCUUAGUGGCAAGAGGAAGGAUUUGAGUCUUGAGAAAGCCACUUGGUAUGCGAUAGCAAUGGAUAAGGAUUUACCAGAUUCAGAUAUCCUUCCCUUAUUACUAUAUACCAGCACCAUAGCAGUCCUCUUCCCAAAUGAUGAUGUGAGGUGGAACAGGGCAUUUUUCUCUGAAAAUAACUGUUAA
Molecule: messenger RNA, 1167 nt
Organism: Dovyalis caffra
Lineage: Eukaryota; Viridiplantae; Streptophyta; Magnoliopsida; Malpighiales; Salicaceae
Source: the annotation of a GenBank genome assembly